This is a messenger RNA of Didymodactylos carnosus, 249 nucleotides long. The record is from the annotation of a GenBank genome assembly. NCBI's taxonomy places the organism in Eukaryota, Metazoa, Rotifera, Eurotatoria, Philodinida, Philodinidae.
AUGCCUGGAAUAAUCGGCAAAGAUAGUUGGCCACCAAAUAGUCCCGAUUUGAGCCCCUUGGACUACAGUAUUUGGUCCGAAUUUGUACAACAAAUUAAUUGGAGUGCUGCUCGAUCAAAAGAAAGUUUAAUUGAAGAAUUAAAACGUGUUGUUAAAAAAAUUAGGCCAGAAAUAGUUUUACAAAGUUGUGAAAGUUGGACGAAGCGAUUGCACCGUUUAAAAAAAAUUAACGGCGGUUAUCUUCAUUAA